Molecule: messenger RNA, 669 nt
Organism: Microthlaspi erraticum
Lineage: Eukaryota; Viridiplantae; Streptophyta; Magnoliopsida; Brassicales; Brassicaceae
Source: the annotation of a GenBank genome assembly
AUGGCGGUUACCUUUUCCGAUCUGCACACAGAGGAGGGUGUCAAAUCCGUGGAGGAGCACCUCGCCGGAAAAACCUACAUCUCCGGGGAUCAAUUGUCCGUGGAUGACGUGAAGGUUUACGCUGCCAUUGUUGCGAAACCCAGCGAUGCUUUCCCCAAUGCUAGCAGGUGGUACGAUUGCGUGGCUUCCCACCUCGCCAAAAGUUUCCCUGGAAAAGCUCUUGGAGUGAGCUUCGGUGGCUCUGCUGCUCCAGCUCAAGCUGAGGCACCUGCAGCAGCGUCAGCUGAUGAUGACGAUGACAUGGAUCUGUUUGGUGACGAGACCGAGGAGGAGAAGAAAGCAGCAGAAGAGAGGGAGGCUGCUAAGAAGGACACCAAGAAGUCCAAAGAGAGUGGAAAGUCCUCUAUUCUCAUGGAUGUGAAGCCAUGGGAUGAUGAGACUGACAUGAAGAAGCUAGAGGAGGUUGUUCGCGCUGUUGAGAUGCCCGGUCUUUUAUGGGGAGCCUCAAAACUUGUACCAGUUGGUUACGGGAUCAAGAAGCUCACGAUCAUGCUCACAAUUAUUGAUGACCUCGUGUCCCCUGACAACCUCAUUGAAGACUUCCUCACCUCAGAGCCUAACAACGAGUACAUCCAGAGUGUUGACAUCGUCGCUUUCAACAAGAUCUAA